This is a messenger RNA of Acanthisitta chloris (rifleman), 5222 nucleotides long. It is a transcript of the gene TOPAZ1, whose product is annotated as testis and ovary specific PAZ domain containing 1. Gene Ontology annotation, biological process: spermatocyte division; spermatid development. Lineage: Eukaryota; Metazoa; Chordata; Aves; Passeriformes; Acanthisittidae. The annotation marks the transcript as partial. The transcript has 17 exons. The record is from RefSeq and is a predicted model, not a curated record.
CAGGGAUUAAAAGGAAAGAACUUGGUUCUGAAGACCCGAACCUCUCGGGUUCUCAGGAGGGUUUGGGGAGCUCAGACAAAGAAGGCCAUGUGGAAAUAAAAUUACAAAUCCCAUCCUCGGAGGAGGAAGUUGAGAGCGCAGCGAGGCAUGGUGUUCCCUGUUCUCCAGAACUGGAAGUGCUGCAGCCUGGAAAGGUCACAUGUAAUAUUGAAAUGGAAUACACUGCCUCUGUAAUGAUAGAGAAUACACAAAUCCCAGAUCCUGAGAAGAAUCUGGGGACUCAGGAGUCCAUGUCUAAACCAAAACCUCAGGAAGAGGUUGAUACACCAGAGAAGUUGGAUGGGUGUCCUUUAGGUGGAUCAAGAAAGCUAGGGACACAGGAGGAAGAAAAGAGAUGCUUGAGCAAGAAAGGCAGGACUGCGUUGAAGAAACCAAAGCUAUGCAGUCCCGGAAAGAGAGGUAGUUCUGCUUUACCAGAGGUGCAUACACAGUGUCCAGAGUCCAGCAAAGGAGAUGUGAGUACAAGAAAGAGGAACAAAAAUGCGGUGGUGUCACAGCAGCUACAGGGUCUAAGUGGGCAAGAACAACCAGCAACCAGAAGAAAGACACGCAGGUGUUGCAUGAAAGAAGAGCAGCAGAGCUCAAGCCCUUGGAAAGGAGCAGACAGCCUGGAGAAAAGUGCAAAGGAACAAUUGAAAGCAGUUGAGCAAGACUCUGGUACACAGGCUGUGAAGAAGCUUGAGACAAAGCAAAACAGAUCAGAAGAUUCGGAGGAAAAGGAACCUCACUACUCUCAAUCUCCUAUGGUUGCUACUUUGGGUGGGACUCAAAGCAAGAGCUUUCCAUGUCGUGCUGUGACAAAAAAGUCUGGUGUGCAGUAUAAAAAAAGGAAACCCAGAACUGGUCAAAUCAAGCACUUGCAAAGUUGUAGUGUGACUGCAGUUGAAAAAGUGGUGAAUACAUCUGCAGAAUGUGAUGCUGAACACUGCAGAAAUGCCCUAAACCACUGUAAUGGCUUGCUCUGUGCAAGAGAACAGAAUCCAUUUGUGAGAUCAGAAGACUGUAGUAGUUGCAUAAAUGCAUUAGGGAAGUCUUCAGCUAGUGCAACUACCAGCAGUUACAAAUUAGAUGGAUUCUUCCAUGUAGCCCAGGAUAAAAGAAAUUAUAUUUUUCCUGAUGGUACUGAAGAGCAUAGUGAUAAAAUUUGCAGCACUAGUAGAAUGCAGAAUGAGAAAUCAGCCAUAAAAGGUGGUUUAUUGUCUAAUGAAGAAAAAAUUGAACAUAGAGAAGGCUGUUUUUCAGGCUGUCAGAGUGAAAACAAUAAGUGUUUAAGGGGAAAAAAAUGCAACACUGAUGGGAAGCCUAGAAAAAAGGUGAAAAUCGCAGAGAAAUCAGCAGUGCAGAAUACUUGCACUGAUGAAUGCAGUGAGUUACAAACAGAUGCAGCAACUGCCUUGUCAAGCUCCUUUGCAGUUUCAGAACUAAACUGUACUCUCUCAGCUGUAUGUGAUCUUACAUCACGUCUUCAUAUAGGAGAAAAUACUUGUGAAGCACAAAAUGUAUCAGCCUGGAGAAAGAAUAGUACCAAAUUACUUGCAUUUGAAAAUGGCUCAAAGAAGAGUUCUGAGGUCUCUGUAAUAGCAGAAGGAGAAGGUUCAAGCAGUGUGGCACAUCAUUUGGCUGCCUCAGAUAGCCUGAGGGUGCUAGCUCAGGUCCAUGAUAUUUCUGCCUGUAACAAAAGCAAGCCAGGGAGAACAUUGAACAACGUUAGUCGGAAAUCGUGGCAGUUUACCUGUCAAAGAGCAGUGCCCAUGGCUGGCAAAAGAGUUUGGCCUCUUGAAUCUUGUGCCAGGGCUUCUGAAUGGGUUCAUAAAAAUCAUGGAUCCAUGUCAGAAGGAAAAAGACUUUUAAAGGCUGCCUUUGAUAAUUCCUCUGAUAUAAGCAGUCUAAAAGUUGUAGGAAAUAGUGCUGUGACUGAGAAUCUGAGGCAGUUGGAUUUGCAUAUGUCAUCAUCAGAAAUUACAAAAGAAUCUACACCUGAAAAAGUGAAUUCAAAUAUUGAAUGUCAGACUUCACUCGAAACACCAGAGUGCUCUUCUGUGGUUAUUUAUGAGGCUUUGAGAAUGAGCAAUGGAAAUGGGGAACCACCAGUUAAUACAGAUACGAGUGCUGUGACUUUUAACCAUGUUCUGGAAGCUAUAGCAAAACAGAAAGAUAAAAGUGAAGGAGAUGUAGCAAGAAGAAACUUGCCUGUGACAGUCGAGAAUGGUUCAGCAAAACAAGAGGAUAAAAAUGAAGGAGAUGUAAGAAAAAGAAACCUGUCUGUGGCAGUCCAGAGUGCUACAUCUACAGGUGACACAAACAGAAUAGAUUUCAGUCCAAAAGUAUCAGUAGUGAAGCAGACAUUUUCUGAUUUAAAGCCAAUGAAAGUAUUAAACCCUGGAAACCUGACAAAAUUCAAAAUUCCUUUAUGCAGAAACAAAACUGAGUCCAGGAAAAUGGAAUCUGCCCAUUCAUUUAAAAGAAAAGCCUGUAGCCCACUAGAGCUUCUUGAGAGCACUGAUGUUUCAAGAAGGCAGAAGACAGGUGUAGAGACUACUUUGGUAAAUUCUGAGCAGCAACCUCUUCCUGUCAUGGGUGAAGCUUCCAUAAAGAAAAGAGCAGAUGAGAUUGAUGUUAAGGACUUACAGCAUAAUGGCUCUGACAACCUUUCAAAUGAGAUGUUUGUGUUUCCUGGAAGUUUUUCUUCCUAUCCCUCUCCUCUUCUUGAUGGACCACCAUUUUUUUCUUCCUGUCCCUCUCCUCUUCUUGAUGGACCACCAAAGUCAUCUGUGCCUGAUUGCUGUGGUACUGAAUGUGUGCCAAAGUCUAAUUUCCCUGAUCGUUCUUGGAACUCAGUCGACCACCUUGUUGAAUUAGAAAUAAAUGAUGAUAGCAAAUCAAGAGGGAGUCUUUCACAACAGAAAAGUCAGAAUUUACCUGAUAUUCUUGAAGCUUACAAACAAGAUGUUCUUGUCAUUGAUGUGAUUCAGGAUGACCCUGACCUUUUUGGAACCAGUGAUGAAGGGGAGCUUGCACUUGCACGCUGCAAAAAAUGUCCUGUGAAGGCCUCCAACAGCAUUAAAGGCACAGAGCGGGAUAUUACACCUGAGUGUCCUGUUACCUCAGAAGAGAGUUAUUCAGGAGAUAAUGGUUUUAGUGACUGUAAAUCCAAAGAUCUUGAGAACUGUGAAUUGCUAUCAAGAUUGCCAGUGAAUGACCCCAAAGUAAAUAUCUUCAGUGAAGCUACAGUGAUGAGGUCCUGGACAAAUGGCUACAAACCUUCUGGAAAAAGUCCUUUACUGCCACUGAGGAAUUGUGGAGGUUUUGAGCCAUGGAAGAUGGAGAAAAAUGCAACUGCUUCUCGUUCAGUCCAGCAGAUCCUUGAUGCACUUGACUUGCCCCAUAAAUACUGCAGAUAUUAUUUCAUGACUUCACGUGGGUGUAAAAGAACAAACUGUUGCUUAAGGCAUGUGCCUGAACAAAGGGAUGAAAAGAUUUGCAUGGCAAUACUUAGGACAUACAUUGACAUCAAAGAAUCAGGCCUCCUAAAACGUGCAGUCCAAAUAUUUGUGCAGUAUUACAGAGGAGUUAUUCCUGGUGUGGAUUUUGCUUCUCAAGUGCUGAAUGAUCUUCUUGUCUCUUUGCUCAAGAACUGUUUGUUGCAGGAAGUAUUUCAGAUAUUGAAUGUAACUGUACAAAUCAAGACAGUGCCAGCUGUAGAUGUUCUUCUGAAAGUUUUUGAGCAUGUGGCUUCUUUGAAUAUAAGAGAUGCUGUGCCUACAUUAAUCAGUACUUUUUGUAAGCUCAUUGAUGCUGGUAUGUUCCCUGAGUUAGAGCAUUUUGACUGUAUUAUCAAGUUACUUAACCAGUUGCAAGUUUCCAGUUGGGAAAUAAGUACUGUUUUGAACAUAAAAUCCAGAUUUAAGGAGAGACAUUUUGAGACAAAGUGGCUUUUUGACUUCAACUUGGCAGUGGCUGAAAUUCAGCAUUGUAAGGAAAAAAGUGAUUGGGCCAAGCUGGGAGCUUUGUAUCUUCGUGCAAGAACUGGAUGUGAGCGGUUUGAUGAUAUGCAGAAAUUGCUUUUAUCUAUUGCUGAAAUACUAGCCAAAGAUGCUGAGACACAGAGACCAGGAGUUCCUUUUUGUGACUUUGCUGAUGCAGUAAUAAAAUAUUCUCAAAAUAAAGAAGCAGACAGACUUUUCCUUGGAAGGACUGGGAUAAGCGUCAUGUAUUCCUAUCACAAAGUACUGCAGUGGAUAAAGGGAAGGAAAGUUUUGAAUAAAUUGAAUGAGCUACAGAUACGUUUCACACUCUUGAAAGGACUUGUAGGUGCAGGGAAGUUAGCAUCAAGAUGUCAGAUUGUUAAUAAAGCUGCAGAAAUCUUGCUUAAUGCUGGAAGCUUGCAUGAAGCGACGUGGGUGUUGAGAGAGUCAGAGUGGACCACAAAUUCACCAUUGUGGCCCUGUGAUAAAAUGGACAUCAUCAAUCGACAUAAUCUGUUAUGUACCCUAGUGCACAAGUACUUGAGGAAGAGUUUGUACAGGCAGGCGUUUGAAGUUCUGCAGAACCUACCAGGUUUUCAAAUGCAUUCUGAUGCUGUAGAUGUUUCUCAGUACAGCUGCCUUUUUAAUGAGCUGAUAAAUGCCUGUUUUGGGAACAAGAACCUUGGAGUCUCGUCUUCUGCAGUAGACUUCAUGCUUUCAAAAAACAUUGCUAUUAAGUUUCCUUUACUUAGAAGAUUAAUCACAGCUUUGGGAAGAAGUUCUUUGUGGUCUAAAGCUAGGACCUAUUACAAAAGUGCUUUGUCACUGGGUUGCUACCCACAGCUGCAGGGAAAUUUACAUCACAAGCUUUUGAAUAUUCCAUCUUACCUGUCUGAAGUUGAGAUGCUGUUGGCCAUUGAAAUUUUUCUUGUUUCAAAUGCCAGUGAUAUUCUAAGUUCAAUGACUACUAGUCAGACUCUUCAAAUAAUACUGAAAAGAUGUGAAGACCAGACACACUAUCAAGUGGCAGUGCAGAGACUGAUCCUAGCAGCUCGUCUGUCUGAUCCAAAGCUUUUUCUUAAGCACCUGACCAUGAAUAUCAAUAUGGAAGAAGUUUACAGCUUGGAGCUUUUUUCUGCUCUAAAAUGGCUUCAGGAGAAUAUGAAAUGGGCUGAGAAGGUCUGGCUGUUUCAGUAG